Messenger RNA from Phalaenopsis equestris, 2465 nucleotides. RefSeq lists its product as uncharacterized. Gene Ontology annotation, biological process: mRNA catabolic process. The coding region runs from base 327 to 2315 and encodes 662 amino acids. The record is from RefSeq and is a predicted model, not a curated record. Gene Ontology annotation, molecular function: demethylase activity; mRNA binding. NCBI's taxonomy places the organism in Eukaryota, Viridiplantae, Streptophyta, Magnoliopsida, Asparagales, Orchidaceae. The transcript is spliced from 8 exons.
UCUCUCUCUCUCUCUCUCUCUCUCUCAUCAGCCUCAGCAUUUGAGCGACUCGGUGGAGAGCAGAAACGCGUGCUCUCAAAGCCAUCCAUCUCUUCGUAGAAACCCUAGAUCCUGUCUCGAUCUUAGCUCCCUUCGAUCCAGAUCAACUGAAUUUCACUUGCCGUUCGCCAUUGCGGGUGAUUGCCGGAGCCGUCUUGCUUUUCCGGCUCCAUUCGCUGCUCUGAUUGCUUGGACGGUUCCUAGUUUCACCUGCAUUGUUAUUUUUGACUUGUUUCUGGUAUUGAAAUAGCGGGAUCUGGUGAUGAGUUGGAACUGCUGAGCCGUCGAUGAUGGCUGUGCAACCUGAGAAGAUGCAUUUCUCUGUUGGUGAGGCGCUGCCGCAGCGGCAGUGGUUUCCGGACGAGAGGGACGGAUUUAUAUCGUGGCUGAGAAGUGAAUUUGCGGCGGCGAAUGCGAUUAUUGAUGCUCUGGUGCAUCAUAUCCGGCUUAUGGGUGAGCCCGGCGAAUUCGAGCACGCAAUAGGAUGCAUACAGCAGCGGCGAUGUAACUGGACGCCAGUCAUUUACAUGCAGCACUACUUCUCGAUUGGGGAUGUGCUGCUUGCGCUGCACCAGGCUGGGUUGAGGAGGCCGCAGACACAUUAUCAGAGGGAAGGAAAAAAACCGGGCUCAUUUGUGUAUAGGCAGGGUCAUCGGUCAGAUAGUGUCAGGGAGCAUCAAGGCUCGUCGUCUCCUUCUCAAGUGGCUUGUUCGGAGAAGGGAAAGCAUAAAUCGGGAUGCGAUGAAGAUGGAAAAUUAAUUGGGGGAGAUCAGACAUUGGGAGGAAUGGGUUCGUCAGUGACGGAUGUGGUUCAAAAGGACGCUGAGGGGACUAAUAGUUCUUCUAAUUCAGAGACAGAUGAAAGACAAAGAAAUGAUGAAAAUUGUGGCAAGUUAGAGCCAGUUGUUGAAAAUUGCCAUGACCAACCCGUGAAAGAAACAAAAAACGAUUCCCUUCCUCUUGGUAGUGAUCAAAUUCUGAAGCAAGAUGGAAAUCAGCAGCUAGUUCCAGUUCCCAAAAUUCUCGUGGGGAAUGAAAUAAGUGAUGGGAAGAUGAUCAAUGUUGUAGAAGGUCUUAAGCUUUAUGAGGAAUUGUUUGAUAGCUCAGAUAUCACAAAACUGGUUUCAUUUACCAAUGACAUGAGAGCAGCUGGGAGAAGGGGAGAUUUUCCAGGCCACACAAUGGUGUUAUCGAAGAGGCCAAUGAAGGGACAUGGCCGAGAAAUGAUUCAACUUGGCAUCGCUAUCUCUGAACGACCAGCAGAUGAUGAAAGUGAGGCUAGUUCCUUGCGAGAGCGGAAAGUGGAGCCCAUUCCAAAGUUACUGAAUGAUUAUUUUGAUCGCUUGGUGCAAUUGCAAGUUUUGCCUGCUAGUCCUGAUUUCUGUGUUAUCGACUUCUUCAAUGAGGGUGAUCAUUCUCAACCGCACAUUUGGCCCUCAUGGUACGGCAGACCUGUAUGUAGUUUUUUCCUAACAGAAUGUGACAUGGCCUUUGGCCGGACAAUUGGAGCAGAUCAUAGGGGAGAUUAUCGAGGUUCUCUCAAGCUUUCCUUGAAAAUAGGGUCUCUUCUAGUCUUGCAAGGCAAAAGUGCAGAUCUAGCCAGGCAUGCCAUCCCCUCCAUCCACAAGCAGCGAAUCAUUUUAACAUUUGGAAAAUCUAACCCUAAACGACCUUUUUCCAUAGAAAUCUCUCGCAUCCCUAUCCCCACCAUCUCCUCCCAGCCUUCAUGGCCUGCAUCGCCAGGCCGGCCAAGUGCCCCCCGCUAUUCGUCCUCCUGUUUAAAACAUUACAGUGUUGUCCCCUCAGCUGGAGUCCUGCCGCCCGCUCCCGUUCACCCCCAACACAUUCCUCCUUCCAACGGCAUACCACCACUAUUCGUCGCCCCAACUCCUGUCGCUCCAGCCGCCAUCCCUUAUCCCACACCUCGACUCCCCAUCCCUGGAACCGGCGUUUUCCUCCCCCCACCAGGCUCUGGCCAUCCUCAACCACCACCGCAGCCGCUGCCGCCACCUUCAUCAUCAUCAUUUUCUGAGGACGCGGGUGCUACAUUCUAUCCAGAAUCACAACAAGAUUAUUCUAAAAUUAUCGAAGAAAAACCAAACAUUAUCACAGAAAGCGUGGCGAUUAAAACUGACUGCAAUGGAAGCUUAGACGAUAAUGGUUCUAAUCCGGCUGGUGCGAGGCUGAUUUCUAAGGAAGAGAACCAAAACCAAAGUCUUAAUAACGGGAAGAAGAAGACAUCAAGCAAGCAUUUGGUCAAUGCUGGUAAGGUUUGAAACUGGUUGCUGUAAGAGACAGAGAGCACUGUUUGUAUUUAAAAUCUGGUAAAAUAUAAUAUCAAUAGCUGCGUGAGCUUCGGCCAAAUGUAAAGAGCGGAAGAAGAGCUGAUCACCAAUUCCUUCUUUCUUAUGUAUCCUCUUUUUUUA